UCGCGUGAAGCUUCUGCAACUUGACAGAAUCGCAUUCCACUCCCCUUGUCCUUCCUCGUCGCGGCCGCCGGCGGCGGAGGAGGUCUCCGACGCUGAGAUGUCCGACGGAGAGGUGCUGCCUCGCCAGGCCGCGGAGGCCUUAUUCCGGGGAGCGGCGAACCGCGCCGCGCCGGGCUUGGCCGGUGGAGAGGACGAGGAGAUUUACGACGACGACAGGAGCUCCGAUGACAGCGACUACUCCUACGACGACGACGACUCCGGUGAGAGCGGCUGGUACUACGAAGACCAGGAAGAGGAGGGGGAGGAGGAGGAGCAGCAGGAGGGUGCCGGCGGGGACAGGGCCUGCGGGAGCGCGGAGGAGGAGGCUGCAUCGGCCGGCGUGGGCGGCGGCGCAGAGGCGGAUGAGAGUCCCCGGGCGGCAGCCACCUGCUGCAUCUGCAUGGAUCCAUGGGACUCCUACGGCGCUCAUCGCAUCUGCUGCAUUCCAUGUGGACAUGUCUACGGCAGAUCUUGCUUGGAGAGGUGGUUGCUCCGCUGCGGCAGCACCAGCGCCAAGUGCCCUCAAUGCUGUCAAAGGUUCAAGCACAGGCACAUCAUCAAUCUCUACUCGACGGGGCAUCUCUGGAACGAUUCCUACAACAUGCAGGCUCUCUGUUAUAUCACUUCUGUUCAAUGAAGAAUUAUUUAUUGGUCACCAACUGCAGAUUUUAUACCACCAAGAGCUGUCUAGUAUUCCAUCCCUGCUUCUUACACUAUUAUGUCAUGGAACUAUGGGAUGGAUCUGUGUGGCACUGCACUUUUUAGCUUAUCCACUACCGGAAUAAUUGUGUA
Molecule: messenger RNA, 831 nt
Organism: Hordeum vulgare subsp. vulgare (domesticated barley)
Lineage: Eukaryota; Viridiplantae; Streptophyta; Magnoliopsida; Poales; Poaceae
Product: E3 ubiquitin-protein ligase RFWD3-like
Exons: 3
Coding region: 98-676 (192 amino acids)
Biological process (GO): protein ubiquitination; interstrand cross-link repair
Cellular component (GO): nucleus
Molecular function (GO): ubiquitin protein ligase activity
Source: RefSeq, a predicted model, not a curated record